Molecule: messenger RNA, 847 nt
Organism: Dendrobium catenatum
Lineage: Eukaryota; Viridiplantae; Streptophyta; Magnoliopsida; Asparagales; Orchidaceae
Product: flavanone 3-dioxygenase 2-like
Exons: 3
Coding region: 11-808 (265 amino acids)
Source: RefSeq, a predicted model, not a curated record
CAACCACGGCAUGCCGGAGAGCUUACGGACGGCCAUGAUUGAAGCGUUUGCAGAGUUCUUCGAUCUAACAACAGAGGAGAAACAAGUUUAUAAUAUAAAGAACGUCUUUGACAGGGUGAGUCAUGGAACAAGUUAUAGCUUGACGAUGAAGGAAGAGCGAUAUUGGAGAGAUUUUCUCAGGAUCCAUCUCCACCCGGAGUUCAACUCCCCAGCCAAACCUUCUGGUUUCAGAAAAAUAUCUGAAGAGUUUUGUCGGCAGAGCAGAGAGAUCUUGAGUGAAUUGCUGAGAGCGAUAUGGCAAAGCCUGGAGCUGGAAGUAAGUUUCAUGGAAGAGUCUUUAGGGCUGAAAUCAAGCAACCAAAUUCUGGUAGGAAAUCUGUAUCCUCCAUGCCCACAGCCAGAGCUGGUCUUGGGGAUGCCUCCUCACUCUGAUCCCUGCCUACUCACUCUUCUCAUGCAAAACAACGCCUUCCAUGGCCUCCAAGUGCUUCACAAUGGAAGAUGGGUUGUAACACAGCUCGUCACUGACUCGCUCCUCAUUCUAACAGGAGAUUUUCUGGAGAUUGUUAGCAACGGCAGGUAUAAGAGCAUAUGUCAUAGGGUCAUGGUUAGCAAUGAAAGCACAAGGAUUUCAGUCGGGACUUCACUGUCGCCACCUUUAGAAAAUAUUAUUGCUCCUGCGCCCGGACUGGUUGAAGGUUCCAAUAGCCCUGCCGUAUUUCCUGGCUUCACGUUUAAAGAGUUCGUCGCAUUAAAAUGCCAGAACAUAUCGAAGAGUUCUGUUAUGGAUCUUAUCAAAAACAUGUGAUGCACGUUUAAUUUUUGUGAAAUAGAGUGUAAGGGUGAA